ACUUACACAAGGAAACUCUCUGCACCAAAACAUUUAGAACGAAGAACCCUUCAAACACCAAUACAUUCUCUCGAGUCAACGUUUAAUUGAGUUUAUAGUCCGCGUGUCUGCAAUCUGCGAUGAUAAACCAGCGAGGAAGAAACCCCGGAAGUUAGCAACACGCGGUUUUUGUGCGUGAAAAAAAAUGUGUAAAGUCAAAAAGCUGAGAGCCUUCAUGGAGCAGCGACUAAAUGCUGUCGUGGAAGAAAUAUUUGGGCUGUUUGAAAUAACCAUAGCAGAGUACGAGGAGGAACUUUCCAGAACUAAAGGGGAGAAAGGGCGACACCUUGAAAUGCUGGAGGCUGUGCUACACAGAGCAGAAAUCCAGCAGGUGUCAGUGGAGAGUCAAGAGGAGAUUCCAUCUCAGCAGCAGGAGUGGAGUUUCGCUGUGGGGCAAAAUGAGCUAGAGCCCCUCCACUGUAAAGAGGAUGAGGAGAAACUAUGGGAGCAGCCUCAAUGGUUGGAGGAGACUGAUGAUGAUGAAGAGGCUCAUUUUUCACACUUUCGUCACAGUCAACGUGAGGAGAACAGAUGGGUGGAGCUUCCAGCUCAACACAUCACAGAAACUGAUGGAGAUAAUCGUGAAGGCAUAAACUCAGAACCAGACAGCAUCUUUGCUCCGCUGUCAGACAUAGACAACGUCAUGUCAGACUCUCCUGAGAGCGAUCACGGUGACGACAUUCAAAAACCUUUGGAAAGUGAGAAGAACUCUGAAGGUGAUAUGAGACUUAAUACUAACAACAAACCCUUUGCAUGCUCUGAAUGUGGGAAAUCAUUUCGAUGGAGGAGUAAUUUGGUAGCACACAAAAGAACACACACUAGAGAGAAACCCUUUGCUUGCUCAGUUUGCGCUAUGAGAUACACUGUGCGGUAUUCCCUGAACAGACACAUGAUGAUACACACAGGGGCACCCCCUUUUUCCUGUUCAGUUUGUGAUAAACGAUUCUUCCUUAAGCGUAGUAUGAUAUCUCAUAUGAAAACACACACUGCACAGAAACCUUUGGCUUGCUCUGUUUGUGAUAAAAAAUUCAAGAAGAAAUAUGACAUGAGAUUACACAUGAGAAUGCACAACGAUGAGAAACCGUUAACCUGCUCCGUUUGCAGGAAGAGUUUCUCUAAAAAAGUCUCAAUGACCAAACACAUGAAAUCCCACAUGAAGGAGAAGCAAUUUCGCUGCUCGCUUUGCCAUAAAAGAUUCACUUGUAAAAAUUCCGUCACGAUGCACAUGAGAACACACACUGGGGAGAAACCGUUCAAUUGCAACGCGUGCGAUAAAAGGUUCACGUAUAAGUAUCAGGUCAGCAAACACAAGUGUGUAACAGUCAUGGAAGAUGCAGGGAAAUAAAUACACAUAUGUUGAAAUUGUGCUAAAUGUACUUUAAACACAGCCUGAUUGAUAAGCAUCUUAUGUUUUAGACUGCAUGUGGUGGUUCUCAUUUAGUGUUUUUUGUCUUAUCACAUCUGAAGUUGAGUGUGUUUAUAAAAUAUUCUAAGUGAAGUUAUCUUUUUAUUUCUUCAUGUUUAAUAGAAUAACUGUUAUUACUAUGACUGGAUUGCCAUUUUGUUUAUAUUAGUAUAAUGAAUAUGGAGGAAAAUCCAUUCCAUUUGAAACAUUUAGUUAUUUUCUAAAUUAUAGUUUAUAUGAAUACAUUUAUGGGGGUGGAUUUCCUGUCCUGUUCCACUCCCACACAAAAAAGUUCCAGUCCUGUUCCACUCCUUGUAAAAUGACUACCUUAAUUACUUUGUGCACUGCUGUUUGCCCCACCUCCCAAAAAUAUGUGGCAGUUAGUAUAAUCUUUGUUGUUUUUUUGUUUUUAUUUUGAUAUUUAAUUUAAUUAAAUGUUUUCACACACAAAAAAAAAGUGUUUAGUGUCUUCAAACAAGUAUUUUUUUUAAAUGUGAUUAAUCACAUCUCGGCCUGGGUGAUAUGGUCUAAAAAUACAAUCUCAGAUUUUUUCACAAAAAAUUUGAUUUACAAUCUUUUCAGAUUUUUUUUCCCUCUACUUUUUAAAUAACCCAUAGA
Molecule: messenger RNA, 2062 nt
Organism: Nerophis lumbriciformis (worm pipefish)
Lineage: Eukaryota; Metazoa; Chordata; Actinopteri; Syngnathiformes; Syngnathidae
Biological process (GO): regulation of transcription by RNA polymerase II
Cellular component (GO): nucleoplasm
Molecular function (GO): DNA-binding transcription repressor activity, RNA polymerase II-specific; RNA polymerase II cis-regulatory region sequence-specific DNA binding
Source: RefSeq, a predicted model, not a curated record